Molecule: messenger RNA, 639 nt
Organism: Salvia hispanica
Lineage: Eukaryota; Viridiplantae; Streptophyta; Magnoliopsida; Lamiales; Lamiaceae
Source: RefSeq, a predicted model, not a curated record
UUCGAUCUAAAACAGAAUCUAUUCAUUCAGAAAUCAACAAUACAGUAGAGCCGAUCGAUCGAUCGAUCAAUGGUGGGGAGAGAUGUGGAGAAGAUGCUGGCGGUAGGGCUCGUUUGGGGCGCCACUAACGCCCUGAUGCGCAAAGGCGCAAUCUUGUGGGACCAAGCGCUCAAAUCAGCGCCCCAAACAAACACGCCGCUGCCCCACAAGUGGCUCAAGCUCCUCUUGAUUUGGCAGUACACUCUCCCGUUCGUGGUGAAUCUGUCGGCCUCGGCCACUUUCUUCGCGAUCCUGAGCGAUUCUCCGAUCUCCGUAGCUGUGCCCGUCACCAACGCCACUACUUUCGCUGCCACGGCUGUUUUCGGGAUCAUUCUCGGCGAAGAAACUCGCGUGGGUCUCGCGCUGUUUGGUACUUGUCUCAUUGUUCUAGGCGUCUGUAUCUCGAUCAUGUGAUUGUGUUUCGAGGAUUUGGGUUGAUUAGUUGUUUUGAUUGCCUUUUUCGACUUGUGGAGUGGUGAAUGCUACGUGUUUGUUGAAAUGCCUGUGUGAGUUUGAGUAUGAGAAUUGGGGAUUGUAGAUUUGUAGUUAAAUAGCACUGCAUAUUGUUUGCUUGUUGAAAUGCUUGUGUGAGUUUGAGUA